AUGUGCGCGGGCCCGGCGGUGCGGCAGGAGUACCGGCGGAGCCUGGAGCGGGGCCGCGCGGGCGCCUGCCCCGACCCCUCGUUCACCGAGAGGCUGCGGCAGCGGCUGCGGGCCGAGCCGGGGCUGCUGCGGGCCCUGCAGGACGACGCCGGCGCCCUCCUGGCCCGGGGGCUGCGGGGCCGCCGCGAGCUGGGGCCGGCGCUGCGGGGCCUGGCGGCCGCCUUCGAGCUGCUGGAGCGGGCGGCCCUCAACCUCUACCUCUUCCCCUGGCGCAAGGAGUUCGGCACCGUGCAGACCUUCUCGGGGGGCUACGUGCACUCGCUGCGGGCGGCGCUGCCCGAAGCCGACCUGCUGCGGAGCUUCGGCCGCCUGGGCUACGUGCGGCGGGACGAGCACCGCCUGGCCGUGUGCCGCCGGCCCCCGGGCGCCGAGCUGGCCGCCGCCGCCUGCGGCUUCUUGGCCUGCCGGCUGGAGUGCGAGAUCCUGGCCGAGGUGCUGCAGCGGCUGCGGCCCCGCCGGCUGCGCGCCGAGGAGCUGCUGGAGGCCCGCUGCCUCGCCCGCGACGCGGAGGCCUGCGUGGAGAUGCUGCGGGAGGUCGUGCCGGGAGGCGGCGAGGCGGCGGCCGCCUGCGACGACGACGUGGAUCUGUACCGGGAGAUGCCGGAGAGCCCCGGGGACGGCGGGGAGCAGGACCUCAGCCCCCCAGCGCCGAGCUCCAGGCUGCGGAGGGACCCUGCGGGGCCGCAGGAGGCCCAGGACGCGCUCGGGAGGAGCUGGGACCUCUGUGAACACGGCGAGCUCGGGCGGGAGCUGCUCCCCGCCAUCCCCAAGCCGGACGCUUCCUCCUCCUUCUCCUCCUCCCCUCGCUUUUUCCUGGAGCAGGAGCUCAGGGGGGCCGGCGGCGGCCCCCAGGUGCUCCCCCCCGCCUGGCUGCCCCCCGGGGAGCCCCCACCUGGCAGCCAGGCCGAGGCCGCGCCCCCCGGCGCCCCGCAGGAAGCGCCCGAGCUGCCCUGCUACCAGCUGCACUCCUGCCUGCGCCAGGGCGCGCUGCCCGCCUACUGCUGCACCACCUGCCAGCAGCUGCACGCCGGCACCUGCGCGGCCGGGCGGGCCUGCCGCAGCCAGCACCGCGGGCAGGAGCUGCGCGGCGAGCGGCAGCAGCGCCUCUGGCUGCAGCGGACAGAGGUGGACAUGCUGCUGGCCGACAGCUCCAGCACCCGGCCCUAGCAGGGGCCCGGGCGGCGCAGCGCCAGGGGUGCUGCCU
Molecule: messenger RNA, 1264 nt
Organism: Cygnus atratus (black swan)
Lineage: Eukaryota; Metazoa; Chordata; Aves; Anseriformes; Anatidae
Gene: SPATA2L
Product: spermatogenesis associated 2 like
Exons: 2
Coding region: 1-1227 (408 amino acids)
Cellular component (GO): cytoplasm
Source: RefSeq, a predicted model, not a curated record